This is a messenger RNA of Candidozyma haemuli, 1272 nucleotides long. RefSeq names its product fatty acid synthase (gene CEM1). The record is from RefSeq and is a predicted model, not a curated record. The transcript has a single exon. Gene Ontology annotation, biological process: fatty acid biosynthetic process. Gene Ontology annotation, molecular function: 3-oxoacyl-[acyl-carrier-protein] synthase activity. NCBI's taxonomy places the organism in Eukaryota, Fungi, Ascomycota, Pichiomycetes, Serinales, Metschnikowiaceae. The coding region runs from base 1 to 1272 and encodes 423 amino acids.
AUGUCUCGAGUCGCUGUCACGGGAAUUGGCCUUGUCACGCCAUUAGGCAUCGGCACGAGGUCCUCCUGGGCCAACCUCAUCAAGGGAAAGUCAGGGCUCGUAUCUACCAAACUGCUUCCAGACUACGAAUCAGCAGGCUGGGAUAAAGUGCCUUCCAAGGUCAUUGGAAAGAUCCAGAACUGGGAUCCAGAGAGAUGUGCUGAUAAAGAUGCCAGAAGAUGGGCUCUUUUCACGCAGUAUGGCAUUGCUGCUACGAAAGAGGCGCUAGAAGAUUCAAAGUUGGAUUUGGAAGGCGUGGAUAAGAAUAAGGUUGGUGUAGCUGUGGGAUCUGGUAUAGGCUCUUUUGAAGAUGCUUAUGCCAACUCGGUGGCUUUCCAUGAGAAGGGGUACAAAAGAGUCCAGCCGUUGUUUAUUCCCAAGCUUUUGAAUAACAUGGCGGCGGGCAAUAUCUCCAUCAAGUAUGGUCUUAAGGGCCCUCUACAUUCUGUGUCUACCGCUUGUGCUACUGGCUUGAAUGCUAUUGGUGAUGCUUAUAAUUUUAUUCAUAACGGUUACGCCGAUGUGAUGGUUUGUGGAGGUACAGAAGCUUCUAUUCAUCCGUUGGCGUUGGCUGGUUUUGCCAGAGCUCGUUCUGUGGUUACCGAAUUCGAAGAUGAGCCUUGGAAAGCGUCAAGACCGUUUGAUGCGGACAGAAAGGGAUUCGUGCUUAGUGAAGGGUGUGGUAUUUUGGUCUUGGAAAACUUGGACGCUGCUAAGAAGAGAGGUGCUAGGAUUUAUGCUGAAGUAACAGGAUACGGCUUGUCUGGAGAUGCUAACCAUAUCACAGCACCUUUGGAAACAGGAGAUGGAGCCUAUUCGGCUAUGAAGAUGGCGCUAGAAAGGGCAAAGGUAGCGCCUACGGAUGUGGACUAUGUCAAUGCCCAUGCUACAUCAACUGUCAUUGGAGACAGAGCAGAAAAUCACGCAAUACUGACUUUAUUUGAUAAAAACUCUAACCUUGCCGUGUCUUCAACAAAAUCGUCCAUCGGCCAUUUACUCGGAGCCGCUGGUGCGGUCGAGGCGGCCUUCACGUUGAAGGCUAUCGAAACGGGGCUCUUGCCGCCCACUCUUAAUUUACAAAAUGUUGGUCGCCACAAGGACGACGACCCGACACAGUUCGAAAAGUUCGACUAUGUUGCCAACGAGACCAAGGAGAAGCAUGUACGCCAUGGCUUGUGUAACUCGUUCGGGUUUGGAGGCGUCAACUGUUCCAUUCUUUUCAGUGGGUUAUAA